AUGGGCGAGCGAAUCCACUUCGAAGAGCUCGCGUUGUCGCCCACGGGCAAAGUAAACGCAGGACCUCUCACUACCUAUCUCAAGCCCAAAGACGCCUUCACGCCCCCUCCCUGCACUCCAGACACAAUCUUCUACCUCGCCACGAUCGCGCCACACACAGACUCAUACCUCCUGCAAGGCCCGGUGAAGAAAUUCGCUCACCUGCUCCCUCAAAUACAGGACAUAGUCUCCAAUUCCCCCUCCGCAAUCGACAAGUUGGCCUCGCUCCAGGAAAUGGAGGAAGACAUCUGGGGGGAAGUGGAGAAAAAUGCGCAAUUCGAACAAGAUGGGUUUGAGCGCUUCGUUGUCGAGGGGCAGAGGGGCGUAUAUACAGUGCUCGAAGUCUUGAGAGAGAGGAACGAGGAAGUGAAGAAUGUGCUCCCUGCCGCUAUAUACACGGUUAUCGCAGCUGGGCCUCUGACCACUCCCUCGUCUUACACUUCCGCAGCAGUGGCUGGGACGCCAUCUGGGUAUGCGGCUAUGACGCGCUUGGUUGGCAGUUUUGUGGACCGUGGGGCGGCACAAACGGCUGCGAGGCACAUCAUGCUGCAGUUGGUUGAUGGCGUGGCGGGUGUGACGCGCACUGAGACGUGGGGGGCAGGCGGUAAGGGCGGGGGACUGUUGAUGGCGAUGUGUCCGGGAAAGAUGUGGGAGGUCAAGGUUGUGUAUGAGGAUCAGGCGCUGAGGAGGGCGAGGGAGGGCUUGGAUAUGGAGGGUGAGAAGGUGGGAUGGAGGGUCUGA
Messenger RNA from Cucurbitaria berberidis CBS 394.84, 780 nucleotides. RefSeq lists its product as uncharacterized. The transcript has a single exon. The record is from RefSeq and is a predicted model, not a curated record. Lineage: Eukaryota; Fungi; Ascomycota; Dothideomycetes; Pleosporales; Cucurbitariaceae. Bases 1 to 780 code for a protein of 259 amino acids.